Orussus abietinus is the source of this 13995-nucleotide messenger RNA. RefSeq names its product dynein heavy chain 5, axonemal (gene Dhc1). The record is from RefSeq and is a predicted model, not a curated record. Gene Ontology annotation, molecular function: dynein intermediate chain binding; minus-end-directed microtubule motor activity; ATP hydrolysis activity. Gene Ontology annotation, cellular component: dynein complex. Lineage: Eukaryota; Metazoa; Arthropoda; Insecta; Hymenoptera; Orussidae. Gene Ontology annotation, biological process: microtubule-based movement. The transcript is spliced from 32 exons.
GGUGGAGGGGAAAAUGCAGUUUUGAUGUCGCAUUUUCGUGCCAACCGUAUACUGAUGCAGGUCGGGCUGCAGGCGCUGAAAAGAAGUCCCGAACAGUAAGAAACGGUCCUCAGGAUGACGGAGGCUGAAGAAGAAGCGAAAAAACGCCGGGAAGAAUGCGAGAGGAAGGCUCGCAGGGGGGAGAUGGACCCCAGGUUGGAGUUCGCCUUCCAGCUCCUGAUCGAUGGGACGGGUCUCCCUCGUCACGAGGUCAUGGACCACGUCUUCGAGGGAGACAUGUUAGACGAGAUCAAUCAGCUGUUCGUGCCCCACAUGAGGUCUCACCUGGUCUGGUUCUAUCAGGAAGUCGUGGAGCCGGAGUGCCUGAUAGACACGGGCCAGGGAAAGGGCAUCAUCAGGGGGGCCUCCAUUCCCGCCAAAUCUUCCGAACCGCCGAAGAAGAAACUCUUCCUGACCGAUGGAUGGCAGGUUCCUUGCACAGGCACCUGCAUGUACAUGUUCCGGAUAAACACGGCGAAGCAGCUCCCGGAGGAGGGCUUCCAGAAGGACCUUUACAUCGGGAUAAUCGACACGACGAGGGUAUCCUUGGUGGCAGCCAUCCAAAGGAUCGUCGAACACGUCUUCACGGAUGCAUUGGCCCAUCCUGGGGUGGACGAUGACGACGAUUGUCCCAUGAUCAAGAGCCUCCUUCUGCCAGGAUUGAGGUCCUUCUGCAGUGCCCUGAAAGUCUGCGAGGACGUGGCUCGCGAGGGCAGCAUGCUCGACGACGGGGUGUCGAUGAUGACGGGGAUUAAUGACUUAGAGGACGCGAAGAACUUCGCGAUGAAGGAUGGGACUAUCGAGGGACUCGAAGAGAGAGUCAAGAAUUGGCUGAAGAAACUUAAGGACUUCAUGCUGGAGAGCAAACAAGUCCGCAGGGAAAAUGACACUUCUGGGCCGCAGCACGAAUUGGAGUACUGGAAGCGCAGAGGUGCCCAGUUUAGUCAGCUCUCUUCAAGGUUGCAGGACCACGAGGUGAAGAUGUCCUUGUUCUGCCUCAAAAUCGCACACUCGAAGGUGAUGAAGGAGUGGACCGAAGCUGAAGACGAAGUCACAUACUGCUACAACGAGGCGAAGGACAACGCAAAGUUCAUCCAAGCCUUGGAAAAAUGCUGCCAUUGUUUAUAUCUAGACGAUCCCGUGAAGAUGAGAGACUCCUUGGUGUCGUUGCUGCAGACCGUGAGAUUGAUAUACAGCGUCUCUCGUUAUUAUAACACCACCGAGAGGACCACGUCAUUGAUGAUAAAAAUCACCAACCAAAUGAUAUCAGCCUGUCGGGAUUAUGUCACCAAGAGAGGGAGAGAGACGGUCUGGGGACAGGACAGAGCGACUGCCAGACUGAAACUGAAGCACUGUCUACGGUUGAACAAGGCAUACAGGGAGACGUACAGGCUUGUCCGAUGUUCUCCAGCAGUGACGGAACAGGAAUUCUCGUUUUCCGAGACCCACGUGUUUGGAAAAUUCGACUCCUUCUGCGCAAGGAUCCGGAAAAUCCUGACCAUGUUCGACCUGGUGGAGGACUAUCAGCGGCUCUUCCAGAGGCGGAUGGAGGGCCUCCUCCAUGGCGAAGAGCUUGAAGAGUCGAUCAAGACCUUCGAAGAGGCGAAGGCAGUAGCCACGACCAAACCUUACGAUUACCUGGACCCCAGGAACGCGGAAUUCGACGAGGACCAUGACGAGUUUAUGGCGACGACGAACGACCUGAAGGAGACCAUCGGAGAGAUCAUCGAGAAGAACUACAUGGACGUGUGGGACACCAUCCAAGGCAUCCGGUUCCUGAAGAGAUUCGAAAAGGUGAGCGAGAAGAUCCCUCUGACCAAGCUGGACGAAAAGUACCUCUACGUGGCUCGAUACUGCGAUAGAGAGGUUGAUAAAGGGUUGAAGCUCAUCAAGAAGCAGAGAGACGAUCCCCCAUUGCCGAGACACAUGCCUCCCAUAGCUGGAAGACUUACCUGGGCGCACACCUUGAGGGUGCACCUCGAUGCAGUGGCCGAGUCGAUGUCGACGCAUCCAAUCUUGAAGACCUUGCCCGUCACUCCAGACCUCAUGAAGAGGUACAACUAUGCGGUCACCAUGCUGACGAACUAUAGAAUGCAUAUCGCCGAGAUCUGGACCCACCAGAACUCCUGGGUCAUCGAAGACUGCUUGAAGAAGCCUCUCCUGACGGUGGACGAAGAGUCGGGCAAGGUCGCGGUGAACCUGGACAGCAGGGUGGUCCUGUUGCUGAAGGAGGCCGAUUGUCUCGCGAAGCUCGACCUGGAGAUCCCCAUAGUGGCCUUGACGAUCCUUCGACGAAGGGAUCAUUUCUCCUUGAUCUCGGACUCUCUUCAACUAGUCAUCGACGAUUUCGUCGGGACGGCCCGGAAAGUCAAGCUCGAGGUGAGACCUCUUCUGCUUCCUCAUCUGGUCCGGGUGGCGUCUCUUCUGGAACCGGGUCUUAGUUCCUUGACAUGGACGGACCCGAAAUGGAGGGAAUUCUGCGAGGACACGAGAGAGGAAAUCAAGAUCUUCGACGUCCUCAUCACCAGAGUCCACGACGUCUACACGAACAGGAUCAUCCUGGUCCUGGCGAGUAUGCAGAAGACGGUUCUCCACGCUCUGCCGAAAAGGAAACCCUGGACCGUGGACGAGUUUUCCGAGAAAAUGGAGUCCUCGACCAGGCUGGCUGCUCAGGAUCUGCACCGGAAGAGCCUGAUGGUCGAAGAAGCCGUCGAGGAGGUGCUGGGCCUCGUCAAGGACGCCGUGGCGAAUUUCAAAGGCCACUCCAGCGCGAAUCAGUUCGACUUCCUCAACGACGAGGGUGCGGACUCUAGAAAAGAAAAUGAAUAAUCCCAGGAUCAGGCCGACUUGCAGCAACAGCCACAGGACUGGUCAGUCGUCUGGGCGUGUUUCGACGACCCCCACCGUCUUUUAAGGACUCCUGGGGGUGGACUCUCAAAAUCCAUGCAGGACAUGGUGAAGAAUGCCGUUUCGGAGAUGAGGAGGUACUACUCGAGGAAAGUCAUCGACGUGCUGAUCAAAGUCACUAGGAGUUCCUUGGACGCCCUACGAAGGAGGUUCAUCAGAGAGAUGGACAGCGAGGUACCUCCAAACCCCUUAUUCCUGCUGCAAGCGACGCUGAUGAUCCCUGCAGUGACCGUGAAACCAAGCUUGGACGACGUCCAGGAUGCCAUAAACGUUGCUGGAAAGCAAAUUGCAGGAGUAGCCAAAGGAGUUGCUCAAUGGACAGCCGGCAGCAAGAGGGCAGCUCAGAAGGUGGACAGCGACAGACAGAGCCAAGAAGAGGACCCCAGGAUCAGGAGGCGGAAGCUGUUCAAGGUGGCCUCGGAGGAGAAGCCGAUUUUCCCGGUCCAGGAAGUCAACUUCCACUCCAUGGUCAUGGAGAACAAGGAGGUCGUCAAGCUGCUCGCCAUCCUGACCUCCUGCACCCACGACUUACGCGAGGACCAGGCGACCUUCCUCGACCAGUGGAAGUCCUUUAAGAUCCUGUGGAAAAACGAGCGCAGCAUGAGGGAGCUUCUGCAGAUCUCGCUGAGGGAGUUCGACAACACCCUGAGGAAGUAUGGGGAACUCGAAGACAGGCUCUCGACGGAAGCUGACCUGGUGAUGUUCGGGUCAUCGGUUGCAGUCUCUGUGGAAAAGCUGAAGUAUGGACUUUACACCGAGAUCAAAGGUGCGACGCAUAAAAUCGGCCAGGCUAUGAAGAAGAAGUACAGGAGAGAGAUGGAGUACGUGUACGCGCUGAUGAACGAGAUGGAGAGGAAACUGGACCGGCCGAUUCGCGAUCUCGAUGACGUCCGCUUGGUCAUGGAGACCCUGAAGAAGAUUAGGGAGCAGGAGGUCGACAUGGACCUGAGGAUAGACCCUAUCGAAGAGGCCUUCGGUAUCGUGACGAAGUAUGAGGUCCCCGUGGACAGGGAAUGCCUGGAGCAGGUGGACAGUCUCAGGUACACCUGGCAGCAGCUCUACACCCGCGCCCUGGACACCCACAUCCUGCUUCUUCAUCUUCAACCCCAAUUCGAGGAGGACCUCAGGAACAACCUGGAGAAGUUCGGCACCGAAAUCACCGUGUACUGCGAGGAGUACGAGCAGUCCGGUCCCAUGCAACCUGGUCUUCCUCCAAGAGAAGCCUCCGACCGGCAGGUGCUCUUCCAGAACAAGUUCGACAUGAUGUGGAGGAAGCUGCAGACCUACCAGAACGGCGAGGAACUCUUCGGCCACCCUCCGACGGAUUAUCCCGAGCUCUCGCAGAUCAGAAAGGAGUUGAACCUUCUCCAGAAACUGUACAAGCUGUACAACGACGUGAUCGAUGGAGUCAGCAGCUACUACGACAUCCCCUGGGGCGAGGUGAACAUCGAGGACAUCAACAACGAGCUGAUGGAGUUCCAGAACCGUUGCCGGAAGCUCCCGAAGGCCCUGAAGGAGUACCCCGCGUUCUCCGCCCUGAAGAAGACAGUGGACGACUUCAACGACAUGUGCCCCAUUCUCGAGCUGAUGGCGAACAAGGCGAUGAAGCCGAGACACUGGCAGAGGAUCAUCGAGUUGACGAAUUAUCACUUCGACCUCGAGAGCGAAGGUUUCUGCUUGAAGAACAUCCUGGAGGCGCCGCUUCUGCAAUACAAGGAGGACAUCGAGGACAUCUGCAUCUCGGCCAUGAAGGAGAAGGACAUCGAGGCCAAGCUGAGGAUGGUGGUGAACGAAUGGUCCUCCCAUGAGCUCACGUUCAUGACGUUCAACAAUAGAGGGGAACUUCUGCUGAGAGGAGACACCACCGCGGAGACCAUUGGUCAGCUGGAGGACAGCUUGAUGGUGCUCGGCUCCUUGAUGUCCAAUCGUUACAAUGCACCCUUCAGGAAGCAGAUCCAGCAGUGGGUCACCAAUCUCUCCAACACCAACGAGAUCCUGGAGAGGUGGCUGCUGGUCCAGAACAUGUGGGUGUACCUGGAGGCGGUCUUCGUGGGCGGCGACAUCGCCAAGCAGCUCCCGAGGGAGGCCAAGAGGUUCAACAAGAUCGACAAGAGCUGGCAGAAGAUCAUGCAGAGGGCCCACGAGACACCUUGCGUGGUCCCCUGUUGCGUGAGCGACGACUUACUGAGACAGCUUCUGCCGCAUCUUCAGGAACAGCUGGAGCUCUGCCAGAAGAGCCUCAGCGGGUACCUGGAGAAGAAGAGGAUGAUGUUCCCGAGGUUCUUCUUCGUCUCCGACCCGGCAUUGCUGGAGAUCCUUGGCCAGGCCUCGGACUCUCACACCAUCCAGAACCACUUGCUGUCCAUCUUCGACAACACCAAGUUCGUCAAGUUCCACGACAUCGAGUACGACAAAAUCAUGGCCAUCGUGUCGUCCGAGGGGGAGUCCAUCACGCUGGAGAAGGCAGUUCGAGCUGAGGGAUGCGUAGAGUCCUGGCUGAUGCAGUUGCUGCACACCUCCCAGCAAUCCCUGCACUCCAUCAUCCGGCAAGCCUACAGUGCCAUCAAUGACUCGAGUUUCAAUCUCCUCGGGUUCCUGGAGAAGAUGCCAGCCCAGGUCGGACUUCUGGGCAUCCAGAUGAUCUGGACCAAGGACGCGGAGGCUGCACUCUCCCAGGCCAGGGCCGAUAAAAAAAUCAUGGCCGAGACCAACAACAAGUUCCUGGAGCUCCUCAACACUCUGAUCGACCAGACCACCAGAGAUCUCAGUAAGAUCGAGAGGACCAAGUUCGAGACCCUGAUCACGAUCUACGUGCAUCAGCGCGACAUCUUCGAUGCACUGUGCCGCAUGAACGUCCGCACCGUGACCGACUUCGAGUGGCUGAAACAAUGCAGGUUCUACUUCAAGGACGACGUCGACAAGACGGCGAUAUCGAUUACCGACGUGCAGUUCGUGUACCAGAACGAGUACCUGGGCUGCACCGAGCGCCUUGUAAUUACCCCGCUCACCGACAGGUGCUACAUUACUUUAGCCCAGGCCUUGUCCAUGUCGAUGGGUGGGGCACCCUGUGGUCCAGCAGGAACCGGGAAAACCGAGACCGUCAAGGACAUGGGCAAGACCCUGGCCAAGUACGUGGUGGUCUUCAACUGCUCGGAUCAGAUGGACUACCGAGGUCUGGGUCGCAUCUACAAGGGUCUGGCUCAGAGUGGGACCUGGGGAUGCUUCGACGAGUUCAACAGGAUCGAACUUCCCGUCCUUUCGGUGGCGGCCCAGCAGGUCGGGGUCGUCCUGGCUGCCCAGAAGGAGAGGAAGAAGCAGUUCGUCUUCACCGAUGGCGACCAGAUAGAUCUGUGUCCCGAGUUCGGGAUCUUCAUCACCAUGAAUCCAGGAUACGCAGGCAGGAAGGAGUUGCCGGAGAACCUGAAGAUACAGUUCCGCACGGUCGCCAUGAUGGUUCCCGACAGGCAGAUCAUCAUCAGGGUCAAACUAGCCAGCUGUGGGUUCCUCGAGAACAUCACCCUAGCUCGGAAGUUUUACACUCUGUAUAAAUUAUGCGAAGAGCAGCUCACCAAGCAGGUGCAUUACGACUUUGGUCUGAGGAACAUACUAUCGGUCCUGAGGACCCUGGGAGCAGCGAAGAGGGUCAACUCGAGGGACUCCGAGAGCACCAUCGUCAUGAGGGUCCUCAGGGACAUGAACCUGUCGAAGCUGAUAGACGAGGACGAGCCGCUCUUCAUGUCGCUGGUCGCGGAUCUCUUCCCGAACCAGGCGCUGGAGAAGACGUCGUACCCCGAACUGGAAGAGGCGAUCGAGAAGCAGGUGCAGGAGGCCAAACUCAUAUACCAUCCUCCAUGGGUUCUGAAGCUGAUCCAGCUCUACGAGACCCAAAGAGUGAGGCAUGGGAUAAUGACCUUGGGACCAACGGGAGCUGGGAAGACGUCCUGCAUCCACAUCCUGAUGAAGGCCUUGACUCUCUGCGGUAACAACCACAGGGAGAUGAGGAUGAACCCGAAGAGCAUAACGGCGGCUCAGAUGUUCGGUCGACUGGACGUGGCCACGAACGACUGGACCGAUGGGAUCUUCUCGGCUCUAUGGAGGAAGACCCUGAAGCUGAAGAACGACGAGCACGUGUGGAUGGUGCUGGAUGGACCCGUGGACAGCAUCUGGAUAGAGAACCUGAACUCCGUCCUGGAUGACAACAGAACCCUGACCCUGGCCAAUGGUGAUCGCCUUCCGAUGGCGCCGACCUGUAAAAUCAUAUUCGAGCCCCAUAACAUCGACAACGCGAGUCCAGCUACGGUAUCCAGGAAUGGAAUGGUGUACAUGAGCUCUUCAGGGUUGGACUGGGUGCCGGUGGUGACCAGCUGGCUGCAGUGUCGAAAUUCCCUGGAGCAGCAGGUCUUCAAGGAGUGCUUCGACGGCUCCUUCUCGCAGGUCUACACCUGGACGAUGCAGAACCUGAACAACACGAUCAAAGUGCUGGAGAGUAACGUCGUGCGACAGAUGCUGUGCAUCCUGGAGGGGCUGAUACCAGCUGACGACAGCGAAGACGACGGUGCAGAGGAAGAUGACGACCCUGACAAGGAGAAGAUACCAGCGAUAGCUCCGGAUCACCUGCAGAGAUUCUACAUCUUCGCCCUGGUCUGGGGCGUGGGGGCUCUCCUAGAGACCGAUGAUAGACAAAAGUUCAACGAUUACCUGAGGGAGAACUACGAGUCCUUGGAUCUACCUACCUCGGAGAAGUACCCCAAGGCCACCGUCUUCGAGUUCGUGGUGAACGAGAAGGGCAAGUGGGACAUGUGGCUGGUCCUGGUGCCGAAUUAUUCAUAUCCAGAGACGUCGAAUCCGGAUUACAAUAGUUUAUUGGUGCCCGUCCCUGACAACGUCAGGAUCCAAUAUCUGUUGGACCUGAUAGGUCACCAGGAGAAGGCAGUCCUUCUGACCGGUGAACCAGGAUCGGCAAAGACCGUGAUGAUCAAGUCUUACAUGAAGAAGGCGAACCCCGACAUGACCCUGAGCAGGUGCUUCAACUUCAGCUCGGCGACUACGCCCUAUCAGUUCCAGAAGACCAUCGAGAGCUACAUCGAGAAGAGGAUGGGCACCACCUACGGGCCCCCUGGAGGCAAGAAGAUGAUCUGCUUCGUGGACGACAUCAACCUCCCCCAGAUCAACGAAUGGGGGGACCAGGUGACGAAUGAGAUCGUGAGGCAGACCAUGGAGAUGCGAGGCUUCUAUUCUCUGGAGAAACCUGGGGAUUUCACGUCCAUUGUGGAUGUAACCUUCAUGGCGGCCAUGGGCCAUCCUGGGGGAGCCAGGAACGACGUGCCCUCGAGGCUGAAGAGGCACUUCUGCAUCUUCAACUGCCCCAUGCCCAACAACGGGGUCAUAGACAGGAUCUUCAGCGUCAUCGGCGAGGGGCAUUACAACGUGAAGAGGGGCUUCCCCCAGGAGAUCAGGAGUCUGGUCAAGAAGAUGAUAGGCCUGACCAGGAACCUUUGGCAGAGGACCAGGGUGAAGCUGCUGCCGACUCCUGCCAAGUUCCACUACGUCUUCAGCCUCCGUGAUCUCUCCAGGAUCUGGCAAGGCAUUGUUGGCACCUUGUCCACUGUCAUCGACACCGAAAAUGUACUUAUGCACCUGUGGAAGCACGAAUGUUGCAGGGUCUUCGCCGACAGGCUCACCCACAAGGUCGACAUGGAGUGGUUCGACCACGAACUCGUUGAGGUUGUCGAAGAAGUCCUGGGCGACAAGUACGUCUCGAUGCUGGGACCAAGUCCCUCCUUCGUCGACUUCAUGAGGGACGCUCCUGAACCCACGGGGGACGAGGGUGAAGAAGGGGACACGGAACUCCCCAAGGUGUACGAGCCCUCCUACGACCAGAAGGGGCUGAAGGAGAGGCUGGAGAUGUUCCUGGCACAAUACAACGAGAUGCAGAGGGGAGGAGGAAUGGACCUGGUCUUCUUUCCCGACGCCAUUCUGCACCUGGUGAAGAUAGCCAGGGUCAUAAGACACCCCAGAGGGAACGUGAUGCUGGUCGGAGUAGGAGGCUCCGGGAAGCAGAGUUUGACCAAAUUGGCCACCUUCAUCGCGGGGUACAAGACCCACCAGAUCACCCUGACGAGAUCUUACAACGUGGCGAACUUCCUGGAGGACCUGAAGUUCCUCUACCGCACCUGUGGGAGCCAGGGCAAGGGCACGACGUUCAUCUUCACCGAUCUCGACGUCAAGGAGGAGAUCUUCCUCGAGUACCUCAACAAUGUCCUCAGCUCGGGGGUCAUCAGCAACCUCUUCACUCGGGACGAACAAAUGGACAUCAUCGCCGAGCUGACUCCACAGAUGAGGCGAGAGAACCCUAGGAGGACGCUGACCAACGAGAUCGUCAUGGAGUAUUUCCUGAAGAGGACGUGCCAUUACCUGCACGUGGCUCUGUGUUUCUCGCCAGUGGGGGAGAAGUUCAAGAACCGGGCCCAAAGGUUCCCAGCCUUGAUUUCCGGGUGCACCAUAGACUGGUUCCAGCCCUGGCCAGGUGAUGCGCUGAUCCUGGUUGCCGAGCACUUCCUCCACGACUUUGAGAUCGUCUGCACUCCUACGGUGAAGCACGAGCUGGUAACGGCCCUGGGCUCCAUCCAGGAUGCCGUAGCCAACACUUCAACGGAAUAUUUCCAGAGAUACAGAAGAGCGACUCACGUCACCCCGAAGUCGUACCUGAAUUUCAUCGGCGGGUACAAGUGCAUCUACCGAGCGAAGCGGCUGGAACUUGAAGAAGGAGCCAGGAGGAUGGACAAUGGUCUAGCGAAGCUGGAGGAGGCCUCCAUAGCGGUCGGGAUCCUGAAGCAGGAACUGGCGAAGAUGGAGAGCGAGCUGGCCCAGGCCUCCCAGAAAGCCGAAGACGUCCUACAGGAGGUCACCGAGAGGGCCACCCAGGCGGAGACCUUCAAGAACCAGGUGCAGAGGGUGAAGGAAAAGGCCGAGGUCCUGGUAGCCUGCAUAGCCGAAGAGAAGGCCCUGGCCGAGCAGAAGCUGGAGGCUGCCAGGCCAGCCCUGGAGGAAGCCGAAGCAGCCUUGAACACCAUCAAGCAGGCUCACAUCGCUACCGUAAGGAAACUCGGAAGACCACCUCACCUGAUCAUGAGGAUCAUGGACUGCGUGCUGAUCCUGUUCUCCAGGAAGCUGCUACCAGUGGUACCGGACACCGCUGCACCUUGUCCGAAACCCUCCUGGGCGGAGUCCCUGAAGAUGAUGGCCAGCACUACGUUUCUACUGCAGCUCCAGAAUUAUCCAAAAGACACCAUCAACAACGAGAUGAUCGAGCUGCUGCAGCCUUACUUCAAGAUGGAGGACUACAACAUGGAAACGGCUCGCAGGGUGUGCGGAGAUGUGGCUGGUCUGCUGUCCUGGACCAAGGCGAUGGCCUUCUUCCACUCGGUGAACCGAGAUGUGCUACCCUUGAAGGUGAACCUAAAGCUGCAGGAAGCGAGGCUCAGAAUAGCGAUGGACGACCUGGCCAAUGCCGAAAGGGAAUUGUCGGAGAGGGAGAUGGCUCUUCAGGUUGUCAAGCAGCAGUACGACACCGCGGUUGCCGAUAGACAGAGGCUGACGGAUGCUGCCAACGUGUGUCUGAGGAAGAUGACAACGGCAACGGCCUUGAUCAACGGACUCGGUGGAGAGAGGAUCAGGUGGACGGAGCAGAGCAGCGACUUCAAGAAGCAGCUGGGAAGACUCGUCGGAGACGUCGUCCUGGCUACAGGAUUCCUAUCCUACUGCGGUCCCUACAAUCAGCACUACAGGGCUGGACUGGUCUCUUCGUGGAUGAAGACCCUCACCACGAAGACCAUCCCCUUCACGGAGAACCUGAACGUCACCGACAUGCUGAUAGACACGUCUACCGUGUCCGAGUGGACUCUUCAGGGUUUGCCAAAUGACGAGCUAUCGGUCCAGAACGCCCUGAUCGUCACCAAGUCUUCGUCCUACCCCUUGCUGAUCGAUCCCCAGAGCCAGGGGAAAAUGUGGAUCAAGAACAAGGAGGCCUCGAACGAGCUGCAGAUCACCUCUCUGAACCACAAGUACUUCAGGACCCACCUUGAAGACAGCCUCUCUCUGGGCAGGCCGCUGCUCAUCGAGGACGUCCUGGAAGAACUGGACCCCGUGAUCGACAACGUCCUGGAGAAGAACUUCAUCAAGUCUGGCACCAUUGAGAAGGUCAUGGCCGGGGACAAAGAGUGCGACGUGAUGCCGGGCUUCAUGUUGUACAUCACGACGAAGCUGCCGAACCCUGCAUACAGUCCUGAAAUAUCUGCCAAGACGUCCGUCAUCGACUUCACGGUGACCAUGCAGGGCCUUGAAGAUCAGCUGUUGGGUCGAGUCAUUCUUAUGGAGAAGGCGGAUUUGGAGGCCGAGAGGGUGGCCCUCUUCGAGUCCGUCAUGACCAACCAGAGGUCCAUGAAGGAACUAGAAAGCACCCUGCUGCACAGACUGACCUCGACGGAAGGCUCCCUCGUCGAUGACGAGACCUUGAUCGAGGUCCUUCGGGAAACCAAGAGCACCGCCGAAUCGGUGAACGAGAAGCUGCGAGUAGCCGCCCUGACGGAGAAGAAGAUCAACGUGGCCAGAGAGGAGUUCAGGCCGGUGGCCUCGAGAGGGUCCAUUCUGUACUUCCUGAUCGUAGAGAUGAGCAACGUCAACGUCAUGUACCAGAACUCGCUGAAGCAGUUCCUGGCCCUUUUCGAUGGGUCCAUCACGAAGUCGGAGAAGAGCUCCGUGACGAUGGAGAGGAUAGACAUCAUCCUGAGGCAUCUGACUUACGAGGUGUGGAGCUUCACCCUGAGGGGCCUCUACGAGAGGCACAAGCAGCUCUUCACCCUGAUGCUGGCCAUGAAGAUCGACUGCCACAGAGGGGCCAUCUCGCACGCAGAGUUCAUGGCCUUCAUCAAGGGUGGCGCCUCCUUGGACCUGAACGCCGUGGCUCCGAAGCCAUUCCGCUGGAUCCUGGACAUCACCUGGCUGAAUCUCGUCGAGAUCAGCAAGCUGGAGGUCUUCUCGGAGAUCCUGACGAAAAUCGAGUUCAGCGAGAAAGACUGGAGGGUGUGGUACGAGAGGGAAAAGCCGGAGGAGGAGGACCUUCCCUGUGGGUACCAGAAGAGUCUGGACGUCUUCAGGAAGCUCUUGCUGAUCAGGUCCUGGAGUCCCGAUAGGACUCUAUCCCAAGCCAGGAAAUACAUUGCCGAUUCCUUGGGUCAGGAAUACUGCGAGGCGAAGAUCCUCGACCUCGAGGCCACCUGGGCUGAGUCGGAACCCAGGACACCCCUCAUUUGCAUCCUGUCGACUGGGUCCGACCCCAGUCCGCAGAUCACCGCCCUGGCGAAGCAGAAAUCAGCUCCCCUGAGGUCCGUGUCCAUGGGGCAGGCGCAGGAGUUCCACGCGAGGAGGAUGAUCAGCGACGCCAUGGGCACCGGAGGCUGGGUCCUGCUGCAGAACGUCCACUUAUCUCUCCCAUUUUGCACGGAAGCCAUGGAUGCCCUCGUCGAGGCCGACAACAUCCACGAGUCCUUCCGUCUCUGGAUGACCACGGAAGUGCAUGCCCAGUUCCCGAUCGGCCUGCUGCAGAUGGCGAUUAAGUUCACCAACGAACCGCCUCAAGGGAUUCGAGCUAGCCUGAAGAGGACCUACCAGGGCAUCACCCAGGACACCUUGGACUACAGUCCCCAGAACCAGUGGCCACCUCUUCUGUACGCGGUUGCGUUCCUGCAUACCGUGGUCCAGGAACGCAGGAAAUUCGGUCCCCUGGGAUGGAACGUCCCCUACGAGUUCAACCAGUCCGACUUCGCAGCUUCGGUCCAGUUCGUGCAGAAUCAUUUGGAUGAUAUGGACCCGAAGAAGGGAGUCUCCUGGCCCACGGUGUGCUACAUGCUCGGAGAGGUUCAAUAUGGAGGUCGGGUGACGGACGACUUCGACAAACGCCUCCUGACCACGUUCACCCAGGUCUGGUUCUGCGACGUCCUUCUGCGGUCAGGGUUCGAGUUCUACAAAGGAUAUAAGGUCCCUCAGACGCGGAAUCUUCAGGGUUACGUGGAUUAUAUCAAUGGUUUACCUGCAACCGACACCCCUGAAGUGUUCGGUCUGCAUGCCAAUGCGGAUAUCACGUAUCAGAUCAACACUGCCAAAGGCAUCCUGGACACGGUCCUUGAUGUGCAGCCGAAGGAAGGCGGUGUCCAAGGUGGCGAGACCAGGGAAACGGUGGUGUACAGAUUAGCCGAUGAUAUGUUGACCAAACUCCCCAAACAGUAUGUUGGCUUCGAGGUCAAGGAGGCCUUGCAGAGGAUGGGCGCUCUGAUGCCGAUGAACAUCUUCUUGAGACAGGAGAUUGAUAGGAUCAUCAGGGUCCUCAGGGAGGUCAGGUCCACCCUGACGGACUUGAAACUGGCGAUCGAUGGGACCAUCGUCAUGAGCCAAAGUCUGAGACUGUCUUUGGACGCGAUGUACGAUGCCAGGAUCCCUGAAAGGUGGCUCAAGAUAUCCUGGGAGUCCGCGACUCUGGGGUUCUGGUACACGGAACUCCUUGAAAGGGAUGUUCAAUUCAAGGCGUGGUGCCAUCAGGGGCGACCGAACAUCUUCUGGAUGACGGGGUUCUUCAACCCCCAGGGGUUCCUCACCGCCAUGAGACAGGAAGUCACAAGAGCGCACAAGGGCUGGGCUCUGGAUUCCGUGGUGUUGCAGAAUCUCAUUACGAGAUGCAACAAGGAGGACAUUAAGGAGCCUCCCAAAGAGGGGGUCUACGUCCAUGGGCUUUUUUUGGAAGGAGCUUCCUUGGACAGGAAAUCUGGAAAAUUGGUCGAGAGCAAGCCGAAAGUUCUGUACGAACAGAUGCCGGUGAUUUAUAUUUACGCCAUUAAUACCACUGCGGGGAAAGACCCGAAAUUGUACGAAUGUCCGAUUUAUCGGAAGCCUCAGAGAACCGAUCAGAAAUACGUCGGGUCCAUCGAUUUUGAAACCGAUCAUAAUCCUAGGCACUGGACCUUAAGAGGCGUUGCUUUACUGUGCGACAUCAAGUGA